Chenopodium quinoa (quinoa) is the source of this 828-nucleotide messenger RNA. RefSeq names its product protein NYNRIN-like. The coding region runs from base 1 to 828 and encodes 275 amino acids. The record is from RefSeq and is a predicted model, not a curated record. The transcript has a single exon. Gene Ontology annotation, biological process: DNA integration. Lineage: Eukaryota; Viridiplantae; Streptophyta; Magnoliopsida; Caryophyllales; Amaranthaceae. Gene Ontology annotation, molecular function: nucleic acid binding.
AUGGGCCCUUUCAUCUCAUCUCAAGGAAACCGGCACAUUCUUGUUAUCAUUGACUAUGUUUCCAAAUGGGUGGAAGCCGUGGCAUCUCCCACCAACGACUCAAAGGUGGUUGUCAAUUUGUUCAAGAAAGUGAUCUUUCCAAGAUUCAGUGUUCCUAAGGCAAUCAUAAGUGAUGGAGGUUCACACUUCAAGCACCAUACAUUCAACAAGAUUCUUUCAAAGUAUGGUGUAUUGCAUAAGCGAGGCCUUGCUUACCAGCCCCAAACAAGUGGUCAAGCGGAGGUCACAAAUAGGGAGUUGAAAGUCAUCUUGGAGAAGACCGUUGCUAGAACAAGGAAGGAUUGGUCUAGUAAGCUCAUUGACUCAUUAUGGACUUACAGGACUGCCUUUAAGACUCCAAUUGGGACAACUCCCUAUAAUCUUGUGUAUGGGAAGAAUUGUCAUCUCCCGGUUGAAAUUGAGCAUAAAGAAAAUUGGGCCAUUAAGCAAAUCAAUUUUGAUCUCCACGCCGCGGGUGAACAAAGGAUGCUAGAUCUUCAUGAGCUAGAAGAGCUCCGAAUGAAUGCCUAUGAUAGUGCAAGCCUUUAUAAAGCAAGAACCAAGGCGUGGCAUGACGCUCAAAUUUCCAAGAAGGAGUUUGUGGAAGGGCAAAAGGUCCUACUCUACAAUUCAAGACUCAAGCUCUUCCCCGGAAAAUUGAGGUCUAGAUGGAGCGGUCCAUUCCAAGUAUCCAAAGUCUUUCCAUAUGGCUCAGUCGAGAUAUUCAAUGACAAGUACCCUCCGUUCAAAGUGAAUGGGCACCAUCUCAAGGCGUACGACGAGGGUUAA